AUGUAUAUAACAAUUGCUAAAUAUUUGGAAAUUUGUAAAGCUAGCAAUCAAAAUAUGAUCGCCAUGUUUAACAGAGAUUUCGGGGAACAGGACCGGUACGAAAAGACGGCCAACGCGAUAGCUACAACGUGGCUUAUAUCUUUCGAACAGAUUACGCGUAACGCACCAUUGGCAACAUUAUACCUUCGAAACAUCGCUAAUUUUACGGAAAAGGAUAUUCCGAUAUCGUUACUGCCUGAUGGGCGAAAAGAUUGGGACAAAGUCGAAACUGUAAAUAUUUUAAAAAGGUAUACGUUUGUACUGGAUCGUGGAACAGUAAAUCGAUUCGACAUAUAUCGGCUUGUGCAUAUUGCGAUACGGAACUGGAUCCAAACGCAGGGCGAUCUAGGUAAGCAAAUAACAAAGGUAAUAUGCCAACUUUCGGAGAAAUUUCCAUGGCCAACGCAUAAAACCCGAGACGUAUGGACUUCUUAUUUACCGCAUACGCAAACGGUAUUGGAAUUCCGGGGUCAUUAUAUAAAAAAGGAAAUAUUGGAACUGCUCCAACAUAAUGUUGCAAAGGUAUAUAAUUUUCCUAGGCAAUACAAGGAGGCAGAGCAAAUGCACCGGAAAACAUUGGCUCUUAGUAAAAAGGUGCUGGGCCCAGAAAACCCGUCGACGCUUAGCAGCAUGAACAACCUGGCAUUAGUGUUUAACAGGCAGGGGAAAUACGAAAAGGCAGAGCAGAUGCACCGGAAAACAUUAGAGCUUAGGGAAAGGGUACUGGGCCCAAAAAACCCGUCGACAUUUACCAAUAUAAACAACCUGGUAUCGCUCUCCAAACUUCUCUGCAUCCGUAAAUUAUUUUCCCGGAUCUAUUAA
This is a messenger RNA of Pyricularia grisea, 861 nucleotides long. RefSeq lists its product as uncharacterized. The transcript has 2 exons. NCBI's taxonomy places the organism in Eukaryota, Fungi, Ascomycota, Sordariomycetes, Magnaporthales, Pyriculariaceae. Bases 1 to 861 code for a protein of 286 amino acids. Gene Ontology annotation, molecular function: protein binding. The record is from RefSeq and is a predicted model, not a curated record.